Apis laboriosa (Himalayan honeybee) is the source of this 1185-nucleotide messenger RNA. RefSeq names its product cdc42 homolog. Gene Ontology annotation, biological process: small GTPase-mediated signal transduction. The record is from RefSeq and is a predicted model, not a curated record. The coding region runs from base 219 to 710 and encodes 163 amino acids. Gene Ontology annotation, molecular function: GTPase activity; GTP binding. The transcript has 5 exons. Lineage: Eukaryota; Metazoa; Arthropoda; Insecta; Hymenoptera; Apidae.
GAAAGUUCGUCAGAAGAAAUAUAUAUUUCGUGAUAAAUAUAAAAUGCAAUGAAAUAUAUUACGAUUGAUAGUGUCGGAAUAUUAAAUGUCGCUUUUGUAUUUUAUCUUAUUUCAAUAUAUUCCUAAGCGUUCAUUGUAUUUUGAGAUUAUGAGUUACGAUUUUAACCUUUAAUGACGGACAUACAACUAUAGUUGUAGGUAAUACAAGAAAUAUCAAAAUGCAGACGAUAAAAUGCGUUGUGGUUGGAGAUGGAGCUGUGGGUAAAACUUGUCUUUUGAUUUCAUAUACAACCAAUAAGUUUCCAUCCGAAUAUGUACCUACAGUUUUUGACAAUUACGCAGUAACAGUAAUGAUCGGUGGAGAUCCAUAUACAUUAGGAUUAUUCGAUACUGCUGGUCAGGAGGAUUACGAUAGACUUAGACCGUUAAGUUAUCCCCAAACAGAUGUAUUUCUUGUUUGUUUUUCAGUUGUCUCACCAUCAUCUUUUGAAAAUGUUAAAGAAAAGUGGGUACCCGAAAUAACACAUCAUUGUCCAAGAACGCCGUUUUUGUUGGUUGGUACUCAAAUCGAUUUGAGAGAUGAUGUUGCUACUAUCGAAAAAUUGGCAAAAAAUAAGCAAAAACCAAUAUCCGCGGAGCAAGGGGAAAAGCUUGCCAAAGAAUUAAAAGCAGUGAAAUACGUAGAAUGUAGUGCUCUUACACAGUUUUAAAAAUUUCAGAAAGGUUUGAAAAAUGUGUUUGAUGAAGCUAUUUUAGCCGCUUUAGAACCUCCAGAACCAGUAAAGAAGAGAAAAUGUACGCUCUUGUAAGAGAGAAACAUCAAUAGAAAUGGAUUGAUAAUCAGAAAGAAAACGAAGUUACAUGUAAUAACGAGGAGCGGCAAAUUUCAUGCAUAGUAUAAAGCAAUUUGUUAGAAAUUCGAAAACUGUGCGUAAUACCGUUCCUUUCCGAAAAAGAUAUUAAAAUCGAUUAAUAGCCGCUAAUAUAAUGUAACGCGACAAUUUGAAACGAACUUUUAAUUAUCAUAUUAUAAUAUCGUAUCGAUCACAUUCCAUACAACGUGAAAUUUCGAUUAAAAGUUUUUUCUGACUCGAUGAAAUUUUUUAAUUUUAUAAUAUCAAGUAUACUUCGUAAUAAAUAUUUUCCAACUAGCUUUGAGAAAGAUAUUAAGAUAUUAAUUUUACC